This is a messenger RNA of Telopea speciosissima, 671 nucleotides long. RefSeq names its product 50S ribosomal protein HLP, mitochondrial-like. The coding region runs from base 109 to 618 and encodes 169 amino acids. Gene Ontology annotation, cellular component: ribosome; mitochondrial large ribosomal subunit. The transcript is spliced from 5 exons. Gene Ontology annotation, biological process: translation. NCBI's taxonomy places the organism in Eukaryota, Viridiplantae, Streptophyta, Magnoliopsida, Proteales, Proteaceae. The record is from RefSeq and is a predicted model, not a curated record. Gene Ontology annotation, molecular function: large ribosomal subunit rRNA binding; structural constituent of ribosome.
UUUGGAGAAGACAGACUUUUCAUCGCCGGAGGAGACGACCACAGUCGAGACUGACGGCGUUAAAGUGGUUUAAGAAACUCUUUAUUUAGAUCAUCACUUAAAUCAAAGAUGAAUGCAGGUUUAAUUUCCAAGUGUUCAAGUGUGGGUCGUUCGAUGUUGGGUGGCCUUGGCAACAACUCUCAGGGUUUGCUUGGAACUUCACACGAGAUAAUGAGGAUGACAUGCAACAAAUUCUUAUCUCAACAGCAUAGAACGUUCAUACAGAUGAGGACCAAUCUGAAAGUUGUGGAUAACUCAGGGGCGAAGCGGGUGAUGUGCAUACAAGCUCUGAAGGGUAAGAAAGGGGCAAGGUUGGGAGACACAAUAAUAGCAUCAGUAAAGGAAGCCCAGCCUCGGGGCAAAGUGAAGAAAGGGGAUGUUGUAUAUGGUGUGGUUGUGCGUGCUGCUAUGCAGAGGGGCCGUUGUGAUGGGAGUGAGAUCAAGUUUGAUGACAAUGCAGUAGUCCUUGUCAACAAGCAAGGAGAGCCAAUUGGAACUCGAGUAUUUGGGCCUGUCCCACAUGAGUUGAGGAAGAAAAAGCAUGUUAAAAUUCUCACUCUAGCAGAGCAUAUUGCUUGAGGUAUCAUUUUCAUUCUUUUAUUUAUUUUGUUGUAAAUUUUUCUCUACAUAUG